This is a messenger RNA of Cryptomeria japonica (Japanese cedar), 1396 nucleotides long. RefSeq names its product zinc finger A20 and AN1 domain-containing stress-associated protein 6. The coding region runs from base 289 to 810 and encodes 173 amino acids. Gene Ontology annotation, molecular function: DNA binding; zinc ion binding. The transcript is spliced from 3 exons. The record is from RefSeq and is a predicted model, not a curated record. Lineage: Eukaryota; Viridiplantae; Streptophyta; Pinopsida; Cupressales; Cupressaceae.
CGGUGUUACAAGUCUUGCGCUUUCGUUAUUGCCCACGCAAAUUGAGAGGCAAUUGAAUAUACACAUGUAACACAUUGUAUAUAUGACCACGGGAAUUACGUUUACACAAUGAAUAUGUACCCGAUCUAAAGGUCUAUAGAUAUACAGUUUCGGGAUUUGUGCUCACAAUUUCGGAGGUUUUUGACUUUGAUUGUGUAUAUAAUACCGGGAUAUACAGCGUUGAAGUAUACGCAUUGAAUAUACUUAGUCUAGGCGUCCUUUGGGAGUUUAGCGGAGGGUUUUGUUUCGAUGGCACAGGAAAGCUGGAAGAAAAUGGAAGAAGAGAGCGGGCCGCAGCCGCCAGAAGGACCGAUCAUGUGCAGCAACAAGUGCGGGUUUUUUGGCAGCUCGGCCACCAUGAAUAUGUGCUCGAAAUGUUACAGAGAUUAUGUUUUGGACCAGACGAAGGCGUCUAAAAUUAAAGCCGCUGUGGAAAAAUCCCUGGCGGUGGAUUCAAAUUCCUCGGUUGAGCAAAACUCUAGGGACAAAAAUACCCUUCUCGCGUCUGUUUCUUCUUCUUCUUCUUCUUCAAGUGAUGAGGGUUUGUUAAUGGCUGUUGCAGGAGAAAAGCGUAGUAGUCCGAAUCGGUGCAGUUCGUGCAGGAAAAGAGUGGGUUUGACGGGAUUUAAGUGCAAAUGUGGGGAUGUUUUCUGUUCGUUGCAUCGCUAUUCGGAGAAUCAUGAUUGUUCUUUUGAUUACAAGACGGCCGGCCGGAGGGAUAUCGAGAAGGCGAAUCCUCUUGUGAAGGCCGAGAAAAUUCAGAAGAUUUGAGAUCAGGUUAAUUGUAACGCUAAUUAGAAUCUUCUUUCAGGUGCGCGAUUGUGGUGAAUUUGACAGAAUGAGGGUUCAAUUUUUUUCUUAAUUGGGUAUAAAAGCUAGAUGCAAGUUUGACCCAUCGAAUGGAUUAUUCAGAAUAUGCUGGCAUGGAGUAUACCUAAUGAUGAGUUGUGUAUACCUAAUGAUGAGUUGUAUUGUUGUGAGAGUUUUGAGUUUGAUCGAAAGAGGUUUAAUAAUCUCUUAUAGGGAAUAACCGCUACUAUUAUAGCAUUUUGAAUCAAUUGAACAAAUAGGUUGGCAUGGGUAAUGGUUAAAUACCAAGUUAUAUCGUUAUGCAAUUCUGAUGAAGCUGACAAAAGGGAUUCGAUCAUUUUUAAUAUGGGAUAACAGCUGUGCAAUUUUUACUUAUGAAAUGAAUUGGCCAGAAUAGGUAGGCACGAAGUGUAGUGAGUACUUAGCGAUAUCGUUGUGUAAUUAUGAUGAAGUAAGAAUUCAAUUAAAAUUUAGCUGACUAUGUCAAAAUGGAUUGAUCAGAAUAGGUUGUCAUGGGCAAUAAUGAUCGAAUUUUGUUGUGCAAUCA